Notechis scutatus (mainland tiger snake) is the source of this 888-nucleotide messenger RNA. The record is from RefSeq and is a predicted model, not a curated record. Lineage: Eukaryota; Metazoa; Chordata; Lepidosauria; Squamata; Elapidae.
UGAAGCCAUUCUCUCCCUUCAGUGUCAAAGCUGAGAUUACAGAGGACACUGGGCAACUGAAUGUGAGUUGGAAGAACCCUGAACUUCCAAAGAAUGACCUUCAAUUUCAAGUUCGAUAUGCGGCUAGUGGAGAAGAUAUUAACUGGAAGAUUCAGGAAGUUUCUGCUGUAUUGGUUACCACUGUGAGUAUUGCUGUACAAGAUCCCUGUAUAGUUUACAUUAUACAGGUGCGCUGCAGGAUGACUGAAGGAAUUGGCUAUUGGAGUGAUUGGAGCAGAUCUGCUUAUACAGUUGUUAAGGAUAUCAAAGCUCCUUUGAGAGGACCUGAAUUCUGGAGAGUUAUUAAUGAAGAUCCCAUUAUGAACCAGAAAAAUGUCACUUUGCUUUGGAAGCCACUGAUGAAGAAUCUUUCUUUAUGUAGUGUUCUAGAUUAUGUAGUAGAGCAUAAUACAUCAGAAAACAUUGUUUGGUCUGACUAUAUAGGAAAUGACACUACUUACACCUUUUCAUGGUCAGAAGAUACACAUUCUGUUAAAAUUCUAGCAAUCAACUCAAUUGGACCUUCCUCUGUGAAUUUUAUUUUAACUCUUUCACAACAAAUAAGCACAGUAAACAUUGUGCAAACUCUGAAUAUCUACCCAAUGAACAGCAGUUGUGUAAUAAUGUCCUGGAUACUUUUACCUAUGGAUUAUGUGGUUACAUCCUUUGUAAUUGAAUGGACCAAUCUAAAUGAAGAAGAACAAAUUAAAUGGAUAACAGCUCCUUCUAAUGCUAGGAGGCAUCAUAUAUUUGAUAACUUCAUACUCAUUGAAAAAUACAGAUUUAGUUUAUACCCAGUGAUUAAUGAAGGAGUCACAAAACCUGCAAUAACAGAAGGAUUUUCCAAAG